Mobula hypostoma (lesser devil ray) is the source of this 6613-nucleotide messenger RNA. RefSeq names its product glycerol-3-phosphate acyltransferase 3 (gene gpat3). Lineage: Eukaryota; Metazoa; Chordata; Chondrichthyes; Myliobatiformes; Myliobatidae. Gene Ontology annotation, cellular component: endoplasmic reticulum. Gene Ontology annotation, biological process: triglyceride biosynthetic process. Gene Ontology annotation, molecular function: glycerol-3-phosphate O-acyltransferase activity. The record is from RefSeq and is a predicted model, not a curated record. The coding region runs from base 628 to 1974 and encodes 448 amino acids. The transcript is spliced from 13 exons.
AUUGGGGCUUGACUUCAGCUUGUUAACGUAACCUGCUUUAAAACGAAUGUUCCAAGUUCUGCUACCCCGCAGCAUCAGUGAUUGGGGUUCAGCCCUGACCUGUGGCGCUGUCCAUGUGGGUUUUAUUCGAAGGGUUCAGUUUCGUUCCACAUCCCAAAGAUGUGCAGCUUUGUAAGCAGCGACUGUAAAUUGCCUUCGGUGUAAGUGGGCAGUAGAAGCUGGAGGAAGUUGAUACCAUUGUGGCCAAAUGGAUUACGGGUAAAUUAGUGAAGGCAUAGGAUUACUCUGAGCUAGCAUCAACUUGAUAGGCUGAACGGCUUCCUGCUGUGUGGUAACUAAUUAUAUGAGACGUUUCUCCUUUUCUCAUCUGUUGUAUAGCCUUUAUUUUCACCUCACUGUCACUGGUUUUUUCUUCAACUUUUUAUGCUUAAACUACUACAGCAUCCUCAGAAGUUUCGUUUUAUUUCUUUGAGCAGCUCCUUAAAAUCUUUCGCCCAGAUUUAGAUCAAAUCCAAGUGUAAGUGGCUCAGUGCUAGAUUUGGUCUAAUGUUCACGAUGUGAAGCAUUUGGGAUGUUUUUGGUGAAGUGUGCCGACACAGACAUCUUGGCCGCUGAGAGCACCUGUCGAUGGAGGGAUUUGGGGGACUUGUGUUGAAGGUGCUAUCAAUAUGGCUGAUCCUGGGGAUUACUCUCAUUAUGUUGCCUGCCAUGUUUGGUGUUUCACUGGGAAUUACAGAACUUUACAUGAAGAUUCUGGUCAAGACACUUGAGUGGGCCACUCGGAAAAUAAAGAAGACAGCCCAGGAGAAGCCUGGCCAAUCCUAUUCACCCUCCAACGAAAUUAUUGAGAAGCGUGGUAAAGCCUCCCUGGAAGAAGAGUUCACGGAACUGAGGCGGUAUUCAAGCAGAAGCAAGGCUGUUCCUGAGGGCAACUUUGACCUCUCUGAUGUGUUCUACUUCUCAAAGAAAGGAUUUGAGGCCAUUGUCGAGGAUGAAGUGACUACUCGGUUCAGCUCAGAAGAGUUGGUCUUGUGGAACCUGUUAACGAGAACCAACAGAAACUUCCAGUAUAUCAGUGUUCGACUGACCAUCCUCUGGGGUCUGGGAGUUGCCAUUCGAUAUGGGGUCCUUCUACCCCUGCGGAUCACUUUGGGUGUGAUUGGUAUUAGCUGGUUGGUGAUUGGAACCACUUUAGUAGGACAGCUACCAAACAGCAGUGUGAAGAUGUGGCUCAGUGAGCUUGUUCACUUGAUGUGCUAUAGGAUAUGUGCAAGGGGACUGUCUGCAUCAAUCCGUUACCACAACAAGGAAAACAAACCAAAGAGAGGAGGUAUUUGUGUAGCAAACCACACAUCACCAAUAGAUGUCGUUAUACUGGCCAAUGAUGGAGGUUAUGCAAUGGUUGGACAAGUUCAUGGAGGACUGAUGGGAAUUAUUCAGAGAUCCAUGGUCAAAGCUUGUCCACACAUCUGGUUUGAACGUUCCGAAAUGAAAGAUCGCCAAAUUGUAUUAAAAAGACUAGGUGAUCAUGCUGCAGAUAAGACAAAGCUACCAAUAUUAAUAUUCCCUGAGGGUACCUGCAUAAACAAUACCUCAGUUAUGAUGUUUAAGAAGGGAAGCUUUGAGAUAGGAGCUACUAUCUAUCCCGUUGCAAUCAAGUAUGACCCUCAGUUUGGUGAUGCCUUUUGGAACAGCAGUAAAGAUGGAAUGGUGAGCUACCUGCUGCAAAUGAUGAGCAGUUGGGCAAUUGUCUGCAAUGUAUGGUACUUGCCUCCAAUGACUAGACAGGAAGGGGAAGAUGCCGUGCAGUUUGCCAAUCGAGUAAAAGCAGCCAUAGCACAGCAAGGAGGCCUCGUGGAUCUUUCCUGGGACGGAGGCCUGAAAAGAGCGAAAGUUAAAGCCAGUUUUAAAGAACAGCAACAGAAAUACUACAGCAAGACAAUUGUUCGGAAAAAAAGCAGUGAAGAGAAAUGAAAUGCUUGUCCAGACAUCCCUUCUCAGGGUCAUGGUUUACAUCUUCACGUCACUUGGGUUGAUUGAAUGUCUUCAUUCUAUUUUUGUAAUAUGAGCAAAUUUAUACGCAAAAUCCUAAAUAGAAGAGUAUCUAUAAAUGUUAAAGAUUCAGCUGGGUAUGAGUGACAACUUAUGAAAAAUGCAGCUGGACGAUCAGUAUCAAUGCAUCUUGUUCUUUAAAGCAAUGCCCAGGGGUUUAAUAACUGCAAUUUGAUGGCAAAUCUUGGUGCGAAUAUUCAUCUUGGUGCGAAGCCAUGACAUUACCCUACUGCCAGCUCCUUUAGUGAGCAGCAAAAGAAGCUGGAGACCAAGACUGUGCAACUUUGCCUGUUCCGGUGCAGGCCUUGGCUUUUUGAUCAGAAGCUAAGUUUUUAAGAAGCUAAUACCAUUUGGAGAAAAAGAAGACAAAAUGAAAAGGAUUAGAAAACAAUUCUUAUUCUAGUUCAUAUAUUAAGUGGCUUUCUCGUUAACCUCUGGAUUGUGUUCACGUCUGUUUGUUUAAGUGAUUGAUCUUGUAUGAGAGGAAAGUUUGGGAUUGCUGAAAUAGGAAUUGUCGUCAUGUAAAUGAUAUCUGCAGCUUAUGGAUGUUCUUUGACUCAGUAGCAGUAGGUGGUGAAGUUGUGUGUUUUAGCUUUGAAGAAUAUUUUGACUGCCACAGAUAUUUUCAAAGGAAACUUAAAAUAACCUGAUAACUGCAGGUUUGUUGAAAGCUAGAUAGAUUUUUAUUUGUUUAGAACAUUCCCAAAGAGAGUUUAAAACCCCCAAAAAAAUCUGCUACUUGAUACUCAAUUAAGAUUUUUUUUCCAGACCAAGCUGAUUGUAAUCUGCAAAUAAGUUAAUAGGUCGAAAACACACCACAAUACCAACACCACAGUAUGUGAGUUAAUGCCCAAUUGUUUUCAAAGCAGGAAAAAGAUUUGGAUUUUGAAGAAAUAUUUCCAGUGGUGUUUAAACUAAAUCUUUGUAGAAUUAUUUUGUUAUCCUUCAUUCCGGUUGCCUGGGUAUAAUAUGUUAGGAAGUUCCUGUGCCAAUUUCAGGGACUGCCAAAGAUACCAAAAAGCAAAGGAUGCUUUCUCAAUGGUCAGUGCAAUUAAUUAUUUCUACCAUGGCGACAGGUAGUACAUUUGCGCAUUAUUUUAUCAUAAAUUAGGGCAAUCCCUGCUUUGUAAUUGCAAGUUUGUUAAUACCUUAAAAUGUGAAACUGGCAAAACCAAUUCAUUUCACACCACAUGGUAUCAGCAUGGUAUCUCAUAAACAUGAAUCUGUUUAAUAUACUUUCUUUUUGUUCUGAAACAAAAAUACAGGUAACUGCCUCAGCUGAUGAAACACAUUUUUGUAUUCACAUCUUUCUGACUUAUUUAAUUUCAACUUGAAUAUAAAUGUGUCAAUUUUUUUCCUGCUCGAGGGAUGACAAAAGAUGUUUUUCCUUACAAGGAUGUAACAAAUUGCAAACACACAAGUGCUGACCAUUGAAUUCUGAAAUAAGCUGUGAAUAAUAGUUAGAAACAGGAUUUCUUAAAAAUUGCCUUUACUGAUUCUUUAACGUGUAAUCAGAUUGAAUGUCAGAUAGGAAAGACUUGAUUCUAACUAAAUCGCAGUUUAAUGUAAAAAAAAUCCUCACCAGGGAUACACAACAAGAAAUUAAGAUCACAGACUUUACACUUUGUUAAUUGUGAUAUUAGAUGUCCUUAUUUGUGGUCCUUUGUUGGUAACGUUAUGAAGAGAUAAAGGAUGGUCAAGAAGUGCAGAUAGUUUAUUGAGUUCUCAGGGAUAUGGCUGGGCAAGCUUAUUGGUUUCCAAUGCACAGUUAAUUUGGAAUUGGUCAAUAGAUAUUUUUGAAAUUAAUGGCAAAACGCCAGUUUUUGAGGUACAAAAGGCUUUUACUGGUUUAUGUUAGAUUCUUUUUAUAAUUUACAUUGUGCUGUUAGUAUUUUGUAUUUCAAAAUUAUCACUGAAAUACAAAACUUGAUAACCAGAGAGAAAGGUAACAAAACAAUGUUUGUCUAAGCAACCCUAAUAUUUGGCAUAUACUGUGUAUCUGAACCAGAUUCUGGAAUGUCAGAUUUAAGGUAAAGCUACCAGUGUAGAAGUGGAUGCAGGUGGACCUGAACUGGUGUCUCCUGAGGUUCAUAAGUCUGCCUCAAAUUGAUACUCACAACACGCUGGAGGAACUCAGCAAGUUGGGCAGCAUCCGUGGAAAAGAUCGGUCGACGUUUCAGGCCGGAACCCUUCGUCAGGACCGAAACGUCGACCGAUCUUUUCCACGGAUGCUGCCUGACCUGCUGAGUUCCUCCAGCGUGUUGUGAGUGUUGCUUUGACCCCAGCGUCUGCAGAUUAUUUUGUGUUUAUGCCUCAAAUUGAUCCUCCCAAGGAAGGUAAAACAAGCAAUUCCAUUUGGGCUGGAUAAAAUGAUGAGUGUUCUGGAAAACUGCCAAUACAGGCAUUAAGUAGGAUAUAGAAACAUAGAAACAUAGAGAAUAGGUGCAGGAGUAGGCCAUUCGGCCCUUCGAGCCUGCACCGCCAUUUAUUAUGAUCAUGGCUGAUCAUCCAACUCAGAACUCCGCCCCAGCCUUCCCUCCAUACCCCCUGAUCCCCGUAGCCACAAGGGCCAUAUCUAACUCCCUCUUAAAUAUAGCCAAUGAACUGGCCUCAACUGUUUCCUGUGGCAGAGAAUUCCACAGAUUCACCACUCUCUGUGUGAAGAAGUUUUUCCUAAUCUCGUUCCUAAAAGGCUUUCCCUUUAUCCUCAAACUGUGACCCCUUGUUCUGGACUUCCCCAACAUCGGGAACAAUCUUCCUGCAUCUAGCCUGUCCAAUCCCUUUAGGAUUUUAUACGUUUCAAUCAGAUCCCCCCUCAAUCUUCUAAAUUCCAACGAGUACAAGCCCAGUUCAUCCAGUCUUUCUUCAUAUGAAAGUCCUGCCAUCCCAGGAAUCAAUCUGGUGAACCUUCUUUGUACUCCCUCUAUGGCAAGGAUGUCUUUCCUCAGAUUAGGGGACCAAAACUGCACACAAUACUCCAGGUGUGGUCUCACCAAGGCCUUGUACAACUGCAGUAGUACCUCCCUGCUCCUGUACUCGAAUUCUCUCGCUAUAAAUGCCAGCAUACCAUUCGCCUUUUUCACCGCCUGCUGUACCUGCAUGCCCACUUUCAAUGACUGGUGUACAAUGACACCCAGGUCUCGUUGCACCUCCCCUUUUCCUAAUCGGCCACCAUUCAGAUAAUAAUCUGUUUUCCUAUUUUUGCCACCAAAGUGGAUAACUUCACAUUUAUCCACAUUAAAUUGCAUCUGCCAUGAAUUUGCCCACUCACCCAACCUAUCCAAGUCACUCUGCAUCCUCUUAGUAUCCUCCUCACAGCUAACACUGCCACCCAGCUUCGUGUCAUCCGCAAACUUGGAGAUGCUGCAUUUAAUUCCCUCAUCCAAGUCAUUAAUAUAUAUUGUAAACAACUGGGGUCCCAGCACUGAGCCUUGCGGUACCCCACUAGUCACCGCCCCAUUCUGAAAAGGUCCCGUUUAUUCCCACUCUUUGCUUCCUGUCUGCUAACCAAUUCUCCAUCCACAUCAAUAGCUUACCCCCAAUACCGUGUGCUUUAAGUUUGCACACUAAUCUCCUGUGUGGGACCUUGUCAAAAGCCUUUUGAAAAUCCAAAUAUACCACAUCCACUGGUUCUCCCCUAUCCACUCUACUGGUUACAUCCUCAAAAAAUUCUAUGAGAUUCGUCAGACAUGAUUUUCCUUUCACAAAUCCAUGCUGACUUUGUCCGAUCAUUUCACCGCUUUCCAAAUGUGCUGUUAUCACAUCUUUGAUAACUGACUCCAGCAGUUUCCCCACCACCGAUGUUAGGCUAACCGGUCUAUAAUUCCCUGGUUUCUCUCUCCCUCCUUUUUUAAACUCAUCAGUUAAUAACUCAUCAGGGCUGAUUGACAAGUUUGUGGCCUAAGGUAGAAGGAGGUGAGUUAUUAACUUCAAAAUUUCUGCAUAAUCACUCAAAGAGCUGAACUGCAUGUGCAUGUAACGAGAGCCGUAUAACUCAUCUCCUUCUACCCCAGGCCACAAACUUAUCAAUCACCCCUGCUGUGGACGCUUUCUGGAGGUGCAAGAGCCAUAUGCUCCACGACCGCUAAACUAAGUGUGUAAAUGUAGGAGGGGACUAUGUUGAAAAAUAAAUGUGCUAAGUUUUAUAAAAUUGACUCCUUCUAUCUUAGGCCAUGAACUUAUCAAUCACCCCCUAUAUCCAACAGUGGAAGCCACGGAAAUGGUUUGUGGUUUUAGUGUGUUGUGCCAUGUUGACAACAAUGGAACCAAACAUUUGGGAGACAAUAAAAUUCACUCACUGCGCCUAUGCACACCUCUUGCAAUUUGUGACCCUCAUUUCUGCUCAAAACUUUUCAUUGAACAAACAGAGUAUUGUAAUACACUGAAAAGGCUGAGAAGCUAAUUCCAUUAAUUACAGAGUAGGAUUUUCACUGUAAAUUUGUAAGUCAUUAUGUUGCUUUGGAAAGAAAUAACUGCUUUUAUUUUACUGACCAUUUUAUUUUCUCCAAUAGCUUUAUACUGUGUGUGCUGCUGUAUAUGAUUAAUAAACAAUUGUUCAUGA